This is a messenger RNA of Dermatophagoides farinae (American house dust mite), 2207 nucleotides long. Lineage: Eukaryota; Metazoa; Arthropoda; Arachnida; Sarcoptiformes; Pyroglyphidae. The record is from RefSeq and is a predicted model, not a curated record.
AUUCCGAAUUGUUUCGAAUACAGAAUAAUAAAUAAAAUAAUGCAAUCAUUAAAUAAUUCACAAUUAAUUAGUACGGCUGGUGGUACCGUUACAAUUAUACCAGCCGGAACUGUUACCGGUACCGGUGGUGGAAUUACUGGUCAUCCAAUUACUGUACAAGCGACAAAUCAACAUGGCCAUCCACAUCAUCAUCAUCAUCAUCAUCAUCUAGGUCAACCGACAAAUAUACAAUUGAUAAUAGCAACAAAAUCAUUACCACAAGCAAUGCCUGUUGCUACAGCAACACCGGUAGCUGUAAAACAAGAUGUCAUCUCUAUACCGGUAUCAGUAUCGACACCACAAAUGGUUAAACAAGAGGUUAUUACAUUACCGGUAAUGGCAUCAACAUCACAAAUGGCCUGUUCAACAGCGGGUACCACUUGUAUGUUGGUAGCACCAUCAGCAAUCAAUACGGUUGUUAAUAAUAUUCAACAUGCCACCAAUCAAACACAUCAACAACAACAACAACAACACCAAACAAUGACCAAUCUUAGUAAUUCCAAUCAAUUAAAUCAACAUCAAACAGCAACGGCCAUAAUAACAACUGCACCAAUUCAACAACAACAACAACAACAUCAACAACAAUUAUCGCAACAACCUCAACAACAACAACAACAACAACAACUUCAACUUCAUACGCAAACGCUUAAUCAUACGAAUGUGAUAACUACAAAUAAUAAUAAUACCAUUAUGGUAACUGGACAAACACCUGGUUUAGAUUUACUUGCUUGUCUUGAAUGUGGUAAACAUUUUGUAUCGGUUGCUAAGCUGAAAUCACAUGAAAAAACACAUUCAAAAUCACGGCCAUUUAAAUGUAUUGAUUGCAAUAAAUCAUUUACAGUUCGAUAUUCAUUGAUAUGUCAUACACGAACACACACACGUGAACGUCCAUAUCAGUGUUCACAAUGUGGAUCUCGUUUUACACAGGCAUCAAGCCUAAAAACACAUCAAAUUUAUAAACAUACGAAAAAUUUUCCAUAUGCAUGUAAACAAUGUGAUCGAGGUUUCAUAUCACCAGGACAACGACAUGAACAUGUUGUACGUACACAUCUUAAACUUUCAAGUUCCAGUGGUUCUCGAUCAACGAAAUGUUCUAAAUCUAAAUCAUCAUCGAAUAAAACAUCGAAAUCAAAACAACAGCAGCAACAAUCUAAAUUGAUCAAUCAUACGAUAACGAAUACGACAAUGAAUAAUAAUAAUAAUAAUGGUACAAUGACAAAUCAGAAUAAUGGUACAACAUUAGUAACGACGGCAACAACAACAGCAACAGUUUCGACGGCUGUAGCGGAAACAAUAUCAACACCAAUAACGACAACAACAAUGGUGGAAAUAGCCACAGGAAAUGAUGGUCAAAUUGUACAACAAAUCAAUGAUGUUGAUGAUGAUGACGACGACGAUGAUGAUGAUGAUGAUGAUGAGGAUGUUGUUGAAAAUGUACAUGGUACAAUUGUUACAACAACAACACCGGUUACAUCGGCUAAUACAGUAACAUUAGUAAAUGCAACGAUUUUACAACCGGAUGAUGCAAACAAUAAUGGCCAACAUCAUCAUCAGGUUCAUUCAUCAACAUCCGGUACCACAACAAUUGAUACUGAUCAAUUACCACCCGGUUCAACAAUAACAUUAGCCAUACAGACGAUUGCUGCACCUGAUUCAGAUGAUUCACUUGGACCAUCAAUGUCAUCGGCUGCAUGUCAAACGGCAUUAUCUUUACCUCCAUUACUCUAGUCUUUGAUUUUUUAUUUCUUGAUUCAAUAAUAAUACACCACCCACGAAUACGAAUCCAAUUUACACCGAUUAAUCACAAUAUGAUGAUAUCCAUACAAAAUGACCAUAAUUAGCCAUCAAUUUGAAAGACGACAACAAUAUGCUACUUAAUUUUUACCAUAUACACACACACAAACCCUUAUUAUUAUUCUAUCAUUAUCUCAUCAUUAUUAUCUAAGUCAUCAUCAAAUGUUUCAGCGAAAGAAAAAAAAAUGAAACAUCAAGUAUUCCCGCCGCCUGGCCAUGAUUAUCAUCAUCAUAAAUUAGACACAUUAAAUAUUCGCUGCAUCACAGCCAACAAAUUAAUUUACUUAACCCUCUCCCCUUUACUUGACGAUUUUUUUCAUCAUUUUCAAACCGCCGAUUUUAUUCGAUUCUUUUUUUGUUUCCAGAAUUUUCUC